AAAAGAGCAACAUUUUAUUCCAAACUUUAUCUUCACUCCCCAUCUCCAUCCCAAGUACAGAUCCUCCUCAAUCCCUCUCUACCCUUUCCACCACCUUUCACGGCAAGUACCAAGUCGUCCGCCCCGACGGAUCCCCGUCGCUAUCCCGGCUUCGCUAAUCUCGCCACCGUCUCCGACACGUACAGACUUCGCCAAUCCCUUUCCAUCGCUCGCACCUAAAGAAACGCGGCCAAGAAAAUCUACAAACCCCACCCCCAUCCCCCAUCUCCCACCAAACUUUCACUGCAUCGCCCCCUGGUUCGCUCGCCGAGACAUAAGUAGAGAGGUUCAGCUUAUCCCCUCUCAGCUCCUCCCCCAGCCCAGAAGGAAAGAGAAGGAAGGGUUCUUGAUCUUCCGUUUCCCGACCGACCCGUCUCCGGAAUCGCCGUCCUUCGAUCCUCCCGCCACCGGGAACAGAGGAAAGGAAGGAUUUUGCUCGUGCCCGUCGCGCCGCAUCGCGGUUUCCGUUGGUGGGUACGCGCGUUUCUGUGUGCGCGCGGGUGUGAGGGGGAGGGAGGGAGGGUGGAGGGGAUUGGAGUGGAAUUGGGUUGGCGGCGGCAGAUGAAGAGGCUGAAGAGCUAUUACAUGCACCUGCGGCACCCGCAGACGAUGGAGCGGCGGUGGAUCUUCCCCCUCGCCAUCGGGUCGAUCGUCUCCCUCUUCUUGCUCUUCCUCACCACGCUGACCUCGCCGGGGGUCCCGCUGUUCCCCUUCUACCGGUCCUCCUCCGCGUCGAGCUCCCCCUUCGUCGAAUCAAGUCCACCGCUCCCCGUCUCCGCCGUCCCGCCGCCGCCCCGCUUCGCGUACUUGAUCUCCGGCUCGACCGGGGACGGGUCGAUGCUGAGGCGGACGCUGAUGGCCCUGUACCACCCGCGAAACCAGUACGUCGUCCACUUGGACCUCGAGUGCAAGCCGGAGGAGAGGUUGGAUCUGCAGCGUUUCGUGGAGGCGCACCCCAUAUUUGUGAAAUUUAAGAACGUGAGGAUGAUCACCAAGGCCAAUCUCGUCACCUACAGAGGGCCGACGAUGGUGGCUAACACACUCCAUGCUGCUGCUAUCUUGUUGAGGGAAGGUGGGGAUUGGGAUUGGUUCAUCAAUCUCAGUGCUUCGGAUUACCCACUCGUCUCUCAAGAUGAUCUGCUGCAUACGUUUUCGUACCUGCCGAGAGAUCUUAACUUCAUUGAUCACACUAGCAACAUUGGAUGGAAAGAGUGAGUUCCAAGGGCGAAGCCAAUUAUUAUAGAUCCGGGUUUGUACAUGACGAAGAAAGCUGAUGUUUUCUGGGUUACGCAGAGGAGAAGUGUGCCGACGGCCUUUAAGCUCUUUACAGGGUCUGCUUGGAUGGCUCUGACCCGACCCUUCAUUGAUUACUGCAUAUGGGGAUGGGACAACCUACCUCGUACUGUUCUCAUGUACUAUGCCAACUUCAUAUCGUCAGAAGGCUAUUUUCACACUGUGAUCUGCAAUGCGCAAGAGUUCCGUAACACCACUGUGAACAGCGAUCUCCACUUCAUAUCGUGGGACAAUCCUCCAAAGCAGCAUCCCCAUUAUCUCAACCAUUUGGAUAUGCAGAGGAUGAUCAAUAGCAAUGCUCCUUUUGCCAGGAAGUUCCCCCGGAAUGAUCCAGUGCUCGAUAAGAUCGAUUCCGAGCUGUUGUCUCGCGGGCCUGACAUGCUCGUUCCCGGUGGUUGGUGCAUUGGGAGCAGGGAGAAUGGGAGUGAUCCAUGCUCUGUUGCUGGAGCCACGGUUCUCCGGCCAACCUCAGGAGCAAAGAGGAUUGAGAAGCUGAUCAGCACUCUGUUAUCAAAUGAGAAAUUUCGACCUAGACAGUGCAAGUAGCAAGAAAUGACAACUUAUGCAGUGAUCAUUCAAAUUGGGCUUAAGACGAUUCAAAAGGGAACAAAAUUCAGAAGGUCAGGAACAGGUGAUUGAUUAUAUUUCAUUGGCGGGUGGAAGCUUUGGAUUACAAGGUAUAUGCGGUGGGUAUUACAGAUAUAAAUUCAGUUGUUGGUUAGGAUGCAUGGGAUUUACUUCGCAAUGCUUCUGCUGGAAACUCAACAGACUAACCGUCUUUCGACCAUGUAGCCCAUUUUACCAUUUUGCUUCUCGUUUUGAAAUUGCAUUUACUGCGAUCUGUUUCCCCAUUCUGAAUUGAAGCUUAUUUGUGGGCUGAUGGUGUAUGAAACAUUCGUGGACGAGAAUA
Molecule: messenger RNA, 2242 nt
Organism: Eucalyptus grandis
Lineage: Eukaryota; Viridiplantae; Streptophyta; Magnoliopsida; Myrtales; Myrtaceae
Product: beta-glucuronosyltransferase GlcAT14B
Cellular component (GO): membrane
Molecular function (GO): glucuronosyltransferase activity
Source: RefSeq, a predicted model, not a curated record